CUCCAGUACAGUAGGAGGCGCUGCAGCUCUUUGGUCCGCCGAUAAACCUAGAAAGAAAGAAAAGAGCUCGCGUGUGAUGUGUUUGUGUAUCCUCAGUGUUUUUCAUUCUUGAGUGUUUUAUUGAGUGUAAACAGAGUCUUGUCUCUGUGUAUUUAAGCGUUGAUGAUGAGAGAUGAGAUGGAUGUGAUGUGCUGUAAAUCAGUAGGAACUGAUCUGUCCAUGCUGGAUAUUGAUGAUUUCAUCACAGAAAUCUCUCAACUGAAGAAAGAGGUGGCGUUACUGGAGGCAAAGCUGAGGUCAAGAGGAGAUGAAGGACUAAAUGGAGAGGAUGUGGAUGUGGUUUGUUGUGAAUCUUCCACACAGGACUCCGAGCUCAGUCUGACUUUACUCUGUUAUACUGAGUCAAAGCCCACAGACACUCAGGACACUACAGUGUGUGACAGUAAUCAGGGCUUACAGGAUGAUCAAACCUCCUCAGAGUCUCUGGAUUCUGUCUGUAACGCUGGAGAACAGCAGCAGAUCCUGCAGACCAAACUGAAGAUGUGUUCAGUUAAACUCAUCGAUUGCAGGAACCUCAUGAUGAAAAAUAAAACUGAACCCACAGAAGAGGAAGAUCACACUGAGGAAGAUGAGGUCUUUGAUGAUGAUGAUGACAUUCAUGAUGAUGGUGUUGGUGGUAAUGAUGAUGAUGAUGACAUUCACGAUGAUUGUGAUGAUGACAUUCACGAUGGUGGUGAUGAUGAUGAUGGUGGUGGUGAUGAUGAUGAUGAUGACGACAAUCAUGAAAAUGGUGGUGAUGAUGAUGAUGACAUUCAUGAUGAUGAUGGUGGUGAUGAUGACAAUCAUGAUGAUGGUGGUGAUGACAAUCAUGAUGAUGAUGACGAUUUUAUUCCUUCAGGUGUGAAGAGUGAUUCAUGUUGUGAUGGAGAAAUAAUGCCUUCAACAUCAAAAGAGCGACGGACAGCACAAACGCUUUCCUGCAUCACCUGUGGAAAGACAUUCAGCACACAGAGACGUUUAGAGAGACAUGAGAGAAAACACACAGAACAGAAACUUCAUUCAGAAGAGCACAAUGAGAAGAAGAAGCAGUAUCACUGUAAGCGGUGUGGGAAGGAUUUUGUCUUCUAUCGUGGUCUGAAACGCCACAUGAUGACACACAGUGAUGAAAAAUCUUUCCACUGCACUGAAUGUGACAAAUAUUUCAGCACCGAAGAAAAUCUUGAUGUUCAUAAGAGAAGCCACACGGGAGAAGAACCGUACAAGUGUCCUCACUGUGAGAUGAGAUUCAGCGACGGAUCCCAUCUGAAGACACACGUGUGUUUACAAAACAAUGAGAGAUCGUAUCAGUGCGGUGAGUGUGAAAAAACAUUUAAGGAUUUUCCAGCUGUGAAGAAACAUCAUAAAAUUCACUCUGGACCAAAACUCUUUCAAUGUUCACACUGCGACAAACGUUACAGUCGGAAACCUCAGCUGAUAGUCCACGAGAGAAGUCACACUGGAGAGAAACCCUUCGUCUGCUCUCACUGUGGAAAGAGCUUCGCUGAUCCAUCUCAUUUCAGAGUUCAUCAAAAGGCGCACACAGAAGAAAAAUCGUAUCACUGCGAUGUUUGUGGGAUGAGUUUUAAUCGUAACAGCACUUUAUUUAUGCACCGUAAACGUCAUACAGGUGAAAAGCCUUUCAAAUGCGCUCACUGUGACAAGACGUUUAUUUAUAUAGGUGUCCUGAGAGCCCAUGAGAGAGUUCACACCGGAGAGAAACCUUGCCUCUGCUCCAUCUGUGGAAAGUGCUUUUUUGAUUUAAAUACUUUAAAAGUUCAUCAGAGAAUUCACACCGGAGAGAAACCUUAUCAAUGUAGCGUUUGUGAGAAAAGUUUCAGUCGACGUGACGUUUUAGUGUCACACAUGAGAACUCAUACGGGUGAAAGACUUCACAAAUGCACUCUGUGUGGGAAGACGUUCGCUCGAUCGGAUGUCCUGAGAACCCAUCUGAGAGUUCAUACCGGAGAGAAACCGUACCGCUGCUCGAUCUGUGGAGAGAGAUUCGCUCAUUUAGCAAGUUUUCACAAUCAUCAAAAGAAGCAUGCGAAGGAACAAACUACACCGAGAUCAUCAGACUGUCUUUCUGUUUUGACUCAACAAGAGCUCCCUGACUAAACAUUAGCAUUUGAAUAACUGAAAAAGUGAAAAAUGAUUUAGAAAAAGAUGACAGCAUCAAUGUUUUAUGUUUACGUAGAGAUUUGUUAGUUGGCUGUUCUUGUUGCAUUAAUUGCCAAAAGUGACUGUUCAAAAAUGAUGAAUGCUAUUGUGUUUUAGGGCGGAACCACAGUUGGGGGGGAUAACAAUUUUAUAUCUACUGCAUAUCAUACGACAACCACAUUGCAUAUUCAAAUUUUAAUAAACAAAACUACUACUAAAGCAAAAUAUAAAAAUAUUGAAGGGUGUACACCUGAAGAUUUGCUAUUGGCUGUUGUAUUUGAAUAAAUAAUGAGUUGAGUGUUAGAAA
Molecule: messenger RNA, 2503 nt
Organism: Misgurnus anguillicaudatus (oriental weatherfish)
Lineage: Eukaryota; Metazoa; Chordata; Actinopteri; Cypriniformes; Cobitidae
Biological process (GO): regulation of immune system process; negative regulation of transcription by RNA polymerase II; regulation of cytokine production
Cellular component (GO): nucleoplasm
Molecular function (GO): DNA-binding transcription repressor activity, RNA polymerase II-specific; RNA polymerase II cis-regulatory region sequence-specific DNA binding
Source: RefSeq, a predicted model, not a curated record